UCAGAUUUUUUUCAGAAAUCCUAGUUUAUUGUAUAUAAUUCAUUUGUGAUAGUGUAUAUAUUUUGAUUAUUUUAUUUUAUUGAUUUAUAAUGGAAUCUCUUCAAGAAAUAUUGCAAUAUUUAAAUCCAAAUACGCGAUUAGAUCUAAAAGCUACCGCUUUAGAACAUGUUCUCAGUAUAACAGGCACUAUUGAAGGACGAGAAUUGUUAUUAAAACUUCCAGAUUUAUUAGUACAAUUAAUUGUCUUGACUCAAGAUUUUUCUACUGCAAUUUCAAAAGAUGCAACUCUAGCUUUAAUAAAUAUAACUGCAGAUGAACUAGGAACAAAUGCAUUUUUAUUAAUUUCAGAAACUCAACCAAAGAAUGAAAAAUAUAAUUACAAUUUAAUUCAUGUUUGUAUUAGAUUUAUAAUGGACAAAGAAAGUAUUUUAGCAGAUCCAUGUUGUAUGAUUCUUUCCAAUAUGACUAGACCAUUGCAUUUAUUGGAUAGAAUUAUAACACUUUUUGAAAAUAGUGAUUAUACUUGGGACAGUAUUGUGACAGCAUUUACUGCUAAACAAUAUAAUAAUGUUGGUGCCAAACUUCAUUAUUUAGGACCUGUUUUUAGCAACCUCAGUCAAUCUCCACGUGUAAGAAGGUAUUUAAUGGACAAAGAUCGUAAUGUCAUUCAAAGACUACUUCCUUUCACAGAAUAUGCAGAUAGUAUAGUAAGACGGGGUGGAAUUGUUGGCACCUUGAAAAACUGUUGUUUUGAUGUAGAAAAUCAUGAAUGGUUGUUAAGUCCUGAAGUAGAUAUUUUAUCGUAUCUUUUAUUACCAUUGGCUGGACCAGAAGAAUUUGAUGAUGAUGAUAAUGAUAAAUUGCCAGUUAGUCUGCAAUACUUAUCAGAAACAAAGCAGAGAGAGCCAGAUUUGGAUAUUAGGAUUAUGCUACUAGAAGCUUUAGCUCAACUAUGUGCAACAAAAAGGGGCCGAGAAAUAUUGAGAGCGCAAAAUACGUACAUCAUACUCAGAGAGUAUCAUAAAUGGGAGCAAAAUAAAAAUGCAUUGUUAAGUUGUGAAAAUGUUGUAGAUAUUUUGAUUAGAACCGAAGAAGAAAUAGGUUUGGAUAAUCUAAAAAAUAUAGAGAUUCCAGUAGAAUACUCGGAGAAAUUUUAUAAAAUGGAUCAAGACUUUAUUAAUAGUACAUGAUGAUAUUGGUACAAUAAUACGAAUUAUUUCAUAUACAUUGCACAAAAUGUACAUAUUAUAAAUAUAAAAUAACAAUUUAUCUCGUAAAAAACAAGA
Messenger RNA from Apis laboriosa (Himalayan honeybee), 1286 nucleotides. RefSeq names its product protein HGH1 homolog. The record is from RefSeq and is a predicted model, not a curated record. The transcript is spliced from 6 exons. Bases 90 to 1190 code for a protein of 366 amino acids. Lineage: Eukaryota; Metazoa; Arthropoda; Insecta; Hymenoptera; Apidae.